AUGUGCACCAAAAAACAAUACAACUUCGCCCUCUGCGGCCACACCACCUGGUGCGAGUCGCACUGCGACACCAAGAUGGAGCGCGUGCUCGGGGACCCCACCAGCGAGGACUACCCGCCCCCCUGCGUGCCCGUCACCGAGAUCCUGGUGGGCGGCAAGGAGCCCACCAAGUUGGUGGGUAAGUGCGUUGCUUGUCGUCGGGCUGAGGCGAAGGCUGAGGAGAAGAAGGCGGAGGAGAAGAAGAAGAGGGCUGAGGAGAAGAAGGCCAAGAAGGAUGCUGAGGAGAAGGCCAAGAAGGAUGCUGAGGAGGCGAUCAGGAAUCUCCGCCGUCAUUCCGUUCUUGCCAUUGUUUCUGGCAAGGACUUUGCUAACGCUGUUAGUGGUAUUGGUGGUGCUUUCGGUGCCUCUGGUGCUGUUGGCGAGACUGGUGGUGCUGGUGCUGGUGGUGCUGGUGGUGCUGGUGGUACUGGUGGUGCUGGUGGUGCUGGUGCUGCUGCCGCUUCUGGCGCUGGUUACCCUGGUGCCGACGACAUUUUUGAGGACCUUGAGGUCUCCUCGAGUGAUGAGAGUGCUGCCGGUGCUCGCAUUGUUUUUCCCUUUGGUCGAGGAUGA
Messenger RNA from Sordaria macrospora k-hell, 612 nucleotides. RefSeq lists its product as uncharacterized. NCBI's taxonomy places the organism in Eukaryota, Fungi, Ascomycota, Sordariomycetes, Sordariales, Sordariaceae. The record is from RefSeq and is a predicted model, not a curated record.